Neoarthrinium moseri is the source of this 966-nucleotide messenger RNA. RefSeq lists its product as uncharacterized. The coding region runs from base 1 to 966 and encodes 321 amino acids. The transcript has a single exon. The record is from RefSeq and is a predicted model, not a curated record. Lineage: Eukaryota; Fungi; Ascomycota; Sordariomycetes; Amphisphaeriales; Apiosporaceae.
AUGACGUUCCCAUCCUCGGGCAGGUCUCCAUCAUCGAUCGAUCCGCUAUUGACAGAUGCUCAGGAUGACGUUUGGGAUUUACUGGAUAAGUAUGGCUGUUUCAUGAAACUGGAUCCGUUCUCAGGCGGUUUCCGGAAUAAAUCUGAGACUGACUCGGCAUUCCUUGAUAGUUGCCCAAGCAUGCCCCCAAUCGGCCAGGAUGGCGUUUUGAGUCCACAAUUGAGCCCCUACUAUUAUGAUGCAGCACCAGCCUCGGUGGGAGAUUCUUCCCGAACAGUCAAUCCCACCACUCAUGGCACUAUAACUAUCGACUGCACGCAUCCAGGGGCUGUAGGAAGCUGUGGAUGUAUGGUUCCCGGGCACAACGAAAUCAGCCAAAGUUACGCCGGUCCGCAGGAGUCCGAACUGGUGAAGCAGCUGUGUGACCUUACGAUGGCCCUCCAUCAGCAUCUGUCACAGACUGGUCACGCGUCGCCCUCGACACAGCAUGGCUCAGCAACCAUGGAUUCCAGCAGUACGUCUGGCAAAGAUUCCAGCCUAGUACCGGCUAACCUGGAAUUCGGGAAGCUUUUGGACAUGACCACUGAGCUCAAACGGCUGGCGACCCUUCUAGGUGCCAUCGGCAGCGGCGAAGACCAGAACCAGCCGCAGAGAGAGCAUCGGGCCACGGACCUGGUGGUGCUUAGUUGCUAUCUCAGGCUGGACUCGGCUUAUUCGUAUGCACUCAAUACUCUCCGCGAAGUGCAAAGCGGCGGCAGAUGCCUUACGGAUGCCGCCCCCUACAUGUCUUGUUCCGUGACCAUAGAUGGUUCACGAUUCAUUCCAUGCCAGGGUUUCCAACUCGGAUUUCUUAUCCACGCACUCGAAGUAUCUCAACACGAAGUUCAACAGACGAUCCAUGAACUAGAUUCGAAGUCGAGCGACGUUAACGCUCGGGCACCUCCUCUCCCUCAACAAUUAUGUUAA